Messenger RNA from Vigna umbellata (rice bean), 1047 nucleotides. RefSeq names its product E3 ubiquitin-protein ligase AIRP2-like. The record is from RefSeq and is a predicted model, not a curated record. Gene Ontology annotation, biological process: protein ubiquitination. Gene Ontology annotation, molecular function: ubiquitin protein ligase activity. Lineage: Eukaryota; Viridiplantae; Streptophyta; Magnoliopsida; Fabales; Fabaceae.
UUCUCUUUGAAUUUGAUUAAGAAAACCAAACUGGUCUGAUUUCUAAAAGGCUAAAACCCUUUCUUUCUCUUCAAAUUUUCUUCCUUUUUGCUACAUUUUUCUUGGGGAGACUUAUAAAUGUGGCAAAAUCAGGCCAAUCAUUCUUCUUACAGUGAUUCUGUCAAGGCUCUUGAAGAUGAUAUACAACAUGCUAAUUCCUUUGCAGGGCAUUGUCACUUCCUGGAGAUUGUGAUGGGAACUUUUUUCAGAUGAAAUUAUCUUACAGCCCCUUUGCACCUCUUUUCUUGCACUUGAUUCAAUGGUUGGAUCUUAGUUGCACAGAUACUUUACCUGUGUAUUUGGGAUUACUCCAUAUACUAAUUUUCAAUGUAUACGCUGAUGGAAUACCAUCUAUUUCCUCAAGUGAAAGGAAAGCAACUAUAAAGGAAUUUUAUGCUGUUAUAUACCCUUCAUUAAGGUUGCUUCAAGGCGAGUUUAACAAUGAUCCAAGACACAGUUAUGCAGAAGUGAAGAGAAAGAGGCUUGAAAAGGUUCUCAGUAAAGAUUUAGAGGGAGAUGAAGAAUGUGGCAUAUGCAUGGAAAACAACAUGAAGAUGGUUCUGCCUAAUUGUGGACAUUCCUUCUGCAUAAGUUGCUUCCAUGAUUGGUACAUGAGAUCAGAGUCAUGUCCCUUUUGCCGUGGAAGCAUGAGAAGGAUCAGUCCUGCAGAUUUAUGGAUGGUCAUUGGCAACAGUGAUGUGGUUGACAGCUUCACCAUUGCAAAAGACAAUUUGAGACGUUUGUACCUUUUCAUUAAAACUCUGCCUCCAAUCUUAGCAGAACCACAUCUACUAUACACAUUCAAUUACAUGCUAUGACUUCAACAAAAAAAGUGUUUUAAUUAUAACUUUUAUGCAGUUGAAAUAGUUGAAUCAGACAAAUAUGCUUUUCCUGUGUUGUGAACACCUCAAUCUCAUGCUUAUAAUAUUGAAAGAGUACAGAGCAUAAACUAUGAAAGGCAUCAAUCAUAGAUAUUUUGAUUUCUUUUACCUGUGAGAGCCUAAAGUU